GAAGGUUUCAGCAUUCCUUGGAAUCAUUUUUACUGUGCUUUCUUUUUAGAAAAACUCCACGGACUUGCAAAUCUAGGUAAAACGUGCUUCGCCAAUGCUCUGCUGCAGAGUUUAUCGGCGUGUCCGACGUUUGUGUCUUGGCUGGAGAGCAUUCCUAUAACUGACGAGAUGGUGUUCCUUAAAGCUUUACUCGAACUCAUUAAAGGUCUUAACCGUCGAUCAACGACCGAACUGUCGGCAGAGAGCAUACUGACUUCGCUCAAGUCUCAUCGGUGGCAAGUCGAUGCCUACAGAGAACAGGAUAUUUUCGAGCUGUUCAACAAAGUACGACUAAUGAGCUGCUUACGACAAAGCUUUGCGCCUGAAUUGAUCAGGGACAAACAGUGUGAACGCUGCGAACGGCGCGAUGCGAUAAUGGGCGAUUCCAUACAUCCGAACGGUAAUAUGACCAGGCAGCAACGCUUCAGUAGACUACCGAAAUGCCUGAUUUUCUUGAUUCAGCGAACGGUGUGGUUCAGCGACCUCCAAGCCAGAAAACUUACCAAACCCAUCGAAAUGCAGGAGUUCGUUGACCUUCGCAGCUACAUGUACCAUUCUGGCGAUGUUCCUUCAGAAUAUUCAGCAAAGUAA
Soboliphyme baturini is the source of this 630-nucleotide messenger RNA. NCBI's taxonomy places the organism in Eukaryota, Metazoa, Nematoda, Enoplea, Dioctophymatida, Soboliphymatidae. The record is from the annotation of a GenBank genome assembly.